CGAAUACAUAUUUCGGGGGUGCCAAUAUGACUAACAUCCUGCUAUUGUGCGCCACAACACCUUCUCAGCAGCUGAACCCACUCAUAAAAGUGUCAACGACCCCAGCGACAAUGGAACUCUCCAAAGUACACCUCGUGUCCGUCUUCACGGCCUCCGACAGCCCGGAAACCGGCGGGAACUUGCUGCCGGUGGUUCUCGAUGCGUCAGCUUUGUCCGAAGAAGACAUGCGCAGAAUAGCGCGAGAGUACGGACAUGAAGCAUCCUUUCUGAUUCCGCUCCCAGAGGCCUCCUCUGAAUCACAGAAGGCGGACUACCAGCUGAGAUUCUUCGUCCCCGAGCACGAAAUGGAAAUGUGCGGCCAUGUAACAGUGGGAACCACGUGGCUGUUGGGAGAGCUGGGCAUUCUCCGCGAUGACCAAAAGGAAGUUUGCUACUCAACCAAGUCGGGCCUUGUCAGAGCUCGCCGGCGUCAACAAGAAGGAAGGAUUCUGGUCGAGGUCUCGCAGCCUCGCGGGUGGGUCACACCCGUCCAAGACGAGGCUCUGAGGCGAGAAAUAGCAGCAGUUCUAGGAGAAUCCGCUGGCGACAAGAUCAAUACGGAAUCAAUCCAGAACGCCUGCACGAGUCGAGCCAAGACUGUAGUUCCCAUGCGAGAUUCAGCUGCACUCGACGCCCUGAAGCCAAACUUUUCUCGAAUGCAAGCACUAUGCGAGAAGCUCGGCUCGACGGGACUAUACCCGUACGCCCCGCACAACGACAACAGCAGCAACGUCCCCACUCGGAAUGACUCUUUGGUUGUGCAUGCUCGUCAGUUUCCCAAAGCUUCAGGAUAUCCUGAGGACGCAGCAACAGGCAUUGCCGCGGCGGCUUUGAGCUUUGCGCUAUUGGAGAAUAACGUGCUUGGGGAAGAUAGGUCAGUGGUCGUGAGGCAGGGAGAAGCAAUGGGGUGUCCGUCAGAGAUACGGGUCCGAAUUGAAUUUGACGGCGAGGAAGCAGUGUGUUAGAUUGGGGGUACCGUUAGACAUGUCAAGCGGUUCGAGACAAAUGAGAAUUAGGGUCGAUAUGAUCACAAUUUGAUAGAGCAGCCGAUUGGGGAGGAAAGAGAGUCAAGGCCACGCCCCAUAGGAGACAGGACAUGGACCGACAAUUUUGUAGAAUUUGAUACUGUGCGACAACUGCUUCUUCUCGUCUUGGGACUUAAUCAACAAAAACGUGGCAGAGG
Messenger RNA from Pyricularia oryzae 70-15, 1222 nucleotides. RefSeq names its product phenazine biosynthesis protein PhzF family protein. Gene Ontology annotation, biological process: biosynthetic process. NCBI's taxonomy places the organism in Eukaryota, Fungi, Ascomycota, Sordariomycetes, Magnaporthales, Pyriculariaceae. Gene Ontology annotation, molecular function: isomerase activity. The record is from RefSeq and is a predicted model, not a curated record. The transcript has a single exon. Gene Ontology annotation, cellular component: cytoplasm. The coding region runs from base 27 to 1004 and encodes 325 amino acids.